AUGUCUUCUGCCUUUGCUAGAUUCAUGGCCUCAGAAACAGGCCCAAAGACUGUGCAUUUCUGGGCUCCAGUUUUAAAAUGGGCUCUAGUUAUUGCUGGUAUCAAUGAUAUUUCGAGACCUGUUGAAAAAGUCUCUGGUACUCAAAAUCUAUCGCUUUUAGCUACAGGUACCAUAUGGACAAGAUGGUCUUUUGUUAUCAAACCAAAGAAUUAUUUAUUAGCUUCUGUGAAUUUCUUCCUUGCCGGAACCGCUGGUUAUCAAAUUUCAAGAAUUAUCAAUUAUAGAAAGAGUGAAGGUGAUUCACCAAGAGAAAUUGUUAAUUAUUUGAUCAAUGGUCCUCAAAAGCCAAAAAUUGAUACUGAAACUGUGAUUAAAGCUUAA
Messenger RNA from Hansenula anomala, 381 nucleotides. It is a transcript of the gene MPC2, whose product is annotated as mitochondrial pyruvate carrier. Bases 1 to 381 code for a protein of 126 amino acids. Gene Ontology annotation, cellular component: mitochondrial inner membrane. Lineage: Eukaryota; Fungi; Ascomycota; Saccharomycetes; Phaffomycetales; Wickerhamomycetaceae. The transcript is spliced from 3 exons. Gene Ontology annotation, biological process: pyruvate import into mitochondria. The record is from RefSeq and is a predicted model, not a curated record. Gene Ontology annotation, molecular function: pyruvate transmembrane transporter activity.